CAUUUUGAUUCAUAUCGCGCUCACAAGUUGAGUAGUACAUUGAAGAUAAAUGAAAUUGAGUGAGCGCCCUGCCUCUCUGUGUACACUUGGUUCCAUGUAGUAGUUGAAAUUGAGUUGUAUGUUGUAUUGUAUUUGAGCGCAGUGUUGACUGAGAAUAUGCCAGUGAAUAUGAUACUUUCACAUAUGUCGAAGAGUUUGUUUGAAGACAUCGGACAGAUAGCACAUAUUCAAGCAUCCGUAGUGUGUCUCGCGAGACUCUAAUAUUUUGGGUUUCGUUUUUAGGUAACAAAAACGACAAAUUGUGAUAAUUUGAUUGUCGGUGACACGACUGCAACGAAUAAAAAGAAAGGAAGAAAAAAAACGAAUGAACGAACCCGGCCCUCGAAGCAAGUAUUGAGACACGACCGUAGGGGAAAAUGAUAAUAAUAACGCACGGUUCGACUAGUUUUUGAACGAAGAACCAGGGAGACAAGAAGAAAAAUAAAAUAAAGUUAUGGCCUAAUAAAUUUUGUUUACGUUGGAACGAAAGUAGAACUAAGAAUACCAAAAUGCAGAAGCCAACACAAAAUGAAUAUUGUCGCUUUCCAAAAUUGGAGGAAUGCGCACAUUUCCACUACGAACGUGUUCAACUGGGCAAAAUCACGGUAAAAUUAAUCGAAGACAAAUUCGAUCCGCACAAUAGCAAUUUGAUACAAACCGAUGCCAAUACAUCGGGUUCAUCGACCACAUCACAGCAAUUGUGGUUCAUUAUUCGGGUGACGGCCGAAAAAUCCGAACCAUUCUUAAUACGGCGCUCAUUUGAGAAUAUGAAAAUGUUGGACGAAAUGCUGCAUCGAUGUGUGUACGAUCGUAAAAUUAGCAAUUUAGCGGAUUUAAGCGAUUUAGAGCUGGACGCAGAUGAUAUACAAAUGGAUAGCGUGGUAGCCGAAUAUUUGGAGCGAUUUUCAGCGAUCGUUUCGGAUUCGCUGACAUGUGGCCAGAUUUUGAGCUGGUUUCAACUCGACAAUAAAGGUCAACGUCUUCCUUUGGCCGAUUCAGAUACGAUGAAAAGCAUCAACACUCCUGCGGUCGGCGCAGCCUAUGGAAUUCGCAAGUAUAAUGCACAGGCAUGCGAUGAAAUUUCGAUUGAAGUCGGCGAUAUGAUAUCAGUGAUCGAUAUGCCGAGCCCAGCGGAGAGUGUAUGGUGGCGCGGUAAAAAGAGUCACUUGCAGAAGAGCCAAUACGAGGUUGGAUUUUUCCCGCAAAGCUGUGUGGCGACAAUCGGAGACAAAAUUCCGCGCCACUUGGUGCUGCCGGCUCCGUUGGUCGGCUCAUUGGACGUUUCACCAACGAAACCUGUUCUACGCAAACAUGGCAAAUUGAUUGCAUUUUUCCGUAGCUUUAUUCUGUCACGGCCAUCGAGACGAUGCCUCAAACAGAGCGGCAUUUACAAGGAGCGUGUUUUUUCGUGCGAUUUAAGUGAACAUUUAUUGAACAGUGGACAAGAGAUACCGAUGGUACUCAAAGCUUGUUCACAAUAUAUCGAGGAAUUCGGUAUCGUCGACGGCAUCUACCGAUUGUCGGGCAUUACGUCAAAUAUUCAAAAACUUCGUAGCGGUUUCGAUGAAGAACGCGUGCCCGACUUGGUCAAUCCAGAAGUACGUCAAGACAUACACGCAAUGAGCUCGUUAGUUAAAAUGUACUUCCGAGAACUGCCAAAUCCAUUGUGCACAUAUCAAUUGUACGAACAGUUUGUCGAAGCCAUUCAAAAUCGCGGCGAACCCGAAGAACGGCUUAAGGCGAUGAAAGAAACGGUACAAAAACUACCUCCACCACAUUACAGAACGUUGAAAUACUUGAUGACGCAUUUGAAUAAAAUCGCACAACACUCGGCACGAACGGGAAUGACCGAUCGAAAUUUGGCAAUUGUUUGGGCACCAAAUCUACUGCGAAGCCCAUCAUUGGAGGCUGGCGGUGUGGCUGCAUUGAGAGGUGUCGGUGUUCAAGCUGUUGUCACUGAAUAUCUCAUUACAAAUUGUCACAAAAUAUUCGAUGAAAAUUUUGAGAGUACCCUCGAUACAAGCAUGUGUGAAGCGAUUGAAGAAGCCGAGGAGGCACAAGCUGAUUCCCUACAGGAUUUAACGGUGCCAAUUUGUAUCGAGCGACCAAAGAGCCUUGGCGUUAGUGGCGGUGCACGUUUGAUUAGCCUUGAAGAAGCACAAAAUCGUCACAAUCGAAUCGAAUUCAUCGAUUUAAACAAAAUGAAUCCAAUGAACACGCCUGGUGGUUCAAGUACAUACAUCGAAGUUGGUGGCGGUCCAUCGAGUUUGCCCGAUAAAUACCACACUGUUCUUCCAGUGCCGCGAAGUUGGCAAAAGCGUAAAACACACUCAUGGAAAUCGUUGUUUACUCGGGGCCAACGUAAUCCCAAUACCAAUGAGCUAAAAAUUAAUCCUUCAACUCCAACCAUUGCCAAAGAAGCUCACAGAAACAGUGUGCCAAGCCCAGUGAAGAGUGAGGCUGACCAACUCAAACAAAUUACACGAAGUAGUCAGAAGAAAGUCACUAAAAGCAUUGAUUUUAGUGAAGGCAAACCGAUGGAAAUAUGCGCUAGAUCCACUUCAGCCGAUAGCUUGCGAACAAGUGGACAUAGUCGAUCUGUGUCACAUGAUUCGUACUUUGAUUUACUUCAGUCGCCAUUGAGAGCUGUUGCCAUUUCGCCGUCACGCGAAUUUUCGGAAUUGGGCUUGAACUUCGAUCGCGAAGAACCUGAAAUGCGAAUAUUUUCGGAGAGCGAAAGUUUGGUCAGCAGCCCAAGAGUGCCGAGAGAAAUGCAAUCGCGUCGUGUGACACGCUGUCGAACCGACGAUUCGAGCGCUGUGAACAGCGUAAAUCCUAGCCCAAAGAAGCAACCGCGUCUCAAUUUGCCCAGUACAAAAGAGAAUCAGUGGAGUGCAAACAAUCGAAACCAAACGGAUGACGGAAGCUUGAGGAAACGGUCUAAAGUUGAAGAACGACGUGAAUACAACAUUGAAGAUCGUCAAUCACUUUCCGACAUUCAAUUCAUUGAUAGCAUAACGCCCGAGCAUACGAUCACUACGAAUACAAUUUAUGCAUGUGUACAAGUUCAUAAUCCACCAUCAUCCAAUCGAACAUCAAUACUCGAAGAAACACCAACUGGUGAACGGCCGCAGCUCAGAGCCAGCGCCUUAGACAAUAAAAUCAACGAUAAAGUUGAGAAUAAAGAGAGUCGAUUCAGUUAUCCUGGGAUGGGAGAGAAGUUCUCGGAUGACAAACGUUUUUUGAACCGAUUUUCGAUGAGCGACAAUAACGAAAAGUGUCGACGCAGUUUCAGUGAAUUGAAAAAUACAAGCUGUUGCAGCGCUGGGCUUGUGCUAUCCAGCAGCUCGCCGGAUCAUUUGAAGAACACUGAGAAUGAUCAUUCAAAAGCAAGCAUAGCGACACCGUCGAGCCCAAGUAAAAGCCCGAAAUAUUCACUGUUGGGCGAAACAAGCUCGGAGAAUAGCAGCACAUUGAACACGCCCGCUUUUGAUAUGGAUAUGUCAUCAGCAACACAGCAAUUUGAUCAACGCAUGAGUGAACUUAAGGGAUUGAGUGGCAAUGCCGAGUCAAAAAAUUUGAGCCUACCCAUGGCUACUGAAGAUGGCGAACAAAAUUCUAACCAAAAUCAAAUGCCAACUAACGCUAAUCCAAUUGACAUUCGACGCGAUUUGUCGUUGGAUUUGGAGAAAUCGAAAAUGUCAAUCGACGAGGCAUCACCGCCGUCGAAUAAGCAAAAUGUAAAUAUGUCAUCAGCAUCAAAUACUCCAAACUUUACACAAACAUCGGGUAGCACCAGUCAAUCGAUGACACCAAGUGAAUUUGGCUAUCAAAAUUUGAAUCGGCUAUCGAAUGCGGUUUCGAUUGAUAGUUCGCCCAAGUCAGAUGUGUAUGAAACGCACGACCAAGCGUUCGCCAACUAUGAGCAAGUGACAACACCCGUGCAAUCGCUACCCCCGAUCAAAGCAAAGAGUCCAAUCAAAGCCACAAUUAACAUCACAUACAAAUCACCGGUGCGUAAUACACCGUCUACGAAUUUCGUGUAUCCAUCAAGCGAACAAAGGCCUAUUUCACCCGAUCCAAAUCAAUUCCCCGACUAUGAGCCGGUGGAUGUAAUUUCAAUGGUGACCAAGCCAUUGGAAACGAGUUUCGAUGACAACGGUGUUUACGAGCAGUUGAAAUUCUUCAAAGGUGCUGUUUCCGAAGUUAAUCACUUGCUUAACAACGGUAACGACGUUCAGCAGGGCGCAAAUAAUAAAUUCAACGAUAAUUUGAAUACUCCACAAGUUGUUCCUACAAUAGAAAGUGCCACAGUGGCUGCGACGGCCACAGUCAAUGAGCAAAUUCCCAGUGAAACCACUGCCGAUGAUAGAAGUGAUUCGGGCGAUGUGUUGAUGCCAGAGCAAGAAUUGACUCAGGACAGUUUGGAAUAUGAUGCCAAUCUGUCGAUGUAUGAAAAUGUGAAUUUGAGAAAAUCACCAAAUGCCUAUGAAAAUGUACGAUUGCGUUUGGAUGGCAAAACCAAAUCGUUGAACAUUCAAGACAUCCAUCCGACACUGUCGCUGGGCAAAGAGAAUAGUAAGCCGGCAAAUUUCACCGUUAAACAAUUGGCAAACAAAUUCGAAACGAGCCCGAUUGAUGCACAGCCUCCGUUUGAUUUUUCCAAACCGUUUGCCCGCAAAAACUGUGAUACAAAUCGAAAUUCAGCGAAUCCACCAAAGGCGAAAAAUCCACAACAGCAACAACUAAACCGAACGAAUAAUUUCACUCGGAGCCUGGAUGAAAAUGCGUUUGUGCGUGAGUUUGGUAGCAGUCGAUCGAAUGAAAAGGUCAACCGAAGCACACAACAAAUUCCAAUCGUAACGAAUAUUCUGACGGAAAACAGCCCGAUCAGACGUUCGAUGAACAAUGAUGCAACAAAGCCGAAAAUUCUAAAUCCACCAAAACGAUUGCCAAGCCUCACGGAUGCGGAGAAUAAGGUGUGCAAAAAGGAGAAUGUUGAUGAAUCAAUGGCAAAUUGUGAUAUUAAAAUCACACCGACUAACGAGAAUCCGAUUUCAUUGAUACAGCACAAUGUGAAUUCAGAUCAAAGAUUGGCCGGCGAUGAUGAUCGCAAUGCGACAAAUAUUAGCAACAAAGUUCUUAGCAGUUUCAAACUUGACCGUGAACGCAUCGAACGCAUAAAAGAAGAGCGACGGCAUCAAUUGAACGAGAAAUUCCGUUCGGAAUCAUUUAAAUGUGAAAAAGAAAAUAACAAAGCCAAAUCAAAGUCAAAAAUCGAAUUGAAUGAGCUGAAAGAUGCUGAUAAGAAAAUCUCCGACUCACUGCAGUACAAAUCAAAGUCACGAAAUGAAAUUUAUAAUAAAAAAGAUGCGGACUCAUCGCUGGUGGUUAUGCAAUCGUUGAGCGGCGCCAACGAUGGGUCAUCGGGUCGUGUGCGAAGCAUUAGCGAUGAAAAAAAUCAAAACAAUUGCACUAAUACGACCAACGUAGAUGAACAAAGUGUUGCAUUUCGGUCGAGGAAAUUCGAUCGGCGAUCGAUUGAUCUGAAACGGGAACAGGAAUUUAAUACGGCACUCAAUGGCACGGUUCGAACGUCAGUACAUUUACAACGAGAGCCAGUGUCGCCGCAGAUAUCAAUACGUGAUGUAGCUGCUUUAUUUGAGUCCCGAUCGCAGAAUCAUUGAAAAUAAUCAAAACAACGGUGCGAAACAUCACAAUACAGAUGGCAACCCAUUCGUACCGAACAACAUCUUUAAGAAAUCAAUCAAAACAUCCCCCACAAUUCUCUUUCUUAUAUACAUAUGAAUGAAAAUAACAAAAUAUUUGAUGUAUUUUUUCAUAUUGCUUUUCUAUAACGCAUUGUUCGAUACAAAAAAAAAUAUUAGCAUGAUAUUCGAUAGAUACAUGUAUGCAAGUAAAUUAUUACACACCGAUUAUAAUGCAACAAAAAACAUAUUUAUUUAAAAACAAACAUUCUUCCAAUUGCGAUUGGAAUAAGCAAACGAAUAAUGAGCAAAACAGAAGAAAUUCGAGUGUAUAUUGAAUGAAAAAGUUUUUUUUUAUAAAUUAUAAGGAAAAUGGCAAGGAAAAUAUGCAAAAUUACUCUUGUGUUAUUCGAAUUAGAUGAUUGUAGUUUUUAAGUGGUUCUAAGUUGGUUUGGGACGUUUUACAAAGUCACAAUUGCGAAAACCGACCGAAAGAGAUGAUUCUCUGAAGAGAGAGAAAAAAAUUGAUGCAGACAAAAAGAAGUUAUUUUGAUUUUCACCUGUUUACGUUAUUCUUUGUUUAGCAAUUUGACCGUCAAGAAUUCAAAAUUCAUCUUUAAAAUUUCGGUUUAAUAGAUUUUACGUUUCAAUUACACACGUUUCGUAUGCGAUUUUACCUGUGUUCAAGUUAGUUUAAUAAUCCUCAUUGAAAGACAAUCGAAGAACAAAAUUCACACAUACAUUUCGUGAAUCCAACACUUUUUUUUCCACGAAAUAUCCAUCAAUCUUCGUUUGUUGAAUUUUUUCGUUAAAUAUCACAAUGCAUCGAUUGCAUCUAUUAAAUAAUUUUCUGUUUAAUACCAUGAAUUAAGCCGCUUUUUGUUAUGUUAUUCAUUAUACCCCAUAUAUGGCAAUCAAUUCACAAGAUUUUUUGUUUGAAAAAUUAUUUUUCAAUUUUAUUGUAAUCAUUUUUUUUUUAUAAAAGACUAAACAAAAUAAAUUUUAAGAUUUAUUGCA
This is a messenger RNA of Sitodiplosis mosellana (orange wheat blossom midge), 6764 nucleotides long. It is a transcript of the gene CdGAPr, whose product is annotated as GTPase-activating protein CdGAPr. NCBI's taxonomy places the organism in Eukaryota, Metazoa, Arthropoda, Insecta, Diptera, Cecidomyiidae. Gene Ontology annotation, molecular function: GTPase activator activity; protein binding. The coding region runs from base 549 to 5726 and encodes 1725 amino acids. Gene Ontology annotation, biological process: small GTPase-mediated signal transduction. The transcript has 10 exons. The record is from RefSeq and is a predicted model, not a curated record.